AAAGAGCGAUAAAUUUGCGUAAAACUGCGAAAAAUAACGAAAAAUAGCGAAAAAUCAACACAAGCCCAGCCGAAAAUAUGUGCCACAUAUCCCGAAAAGCAAUUAAACUGUGGGCAAAUCCGAAACAUAUCCAACCCGAAUCCUCUCGCAUAUCCAAAUAUCAGCGACCUCGAACAAAUACAUAAACAUAUCGGGCUAAAACUCUCAGUCAGGGCCAACAUGAGAGCCACCUCCAACAGCCAAUGGCUGCUCCGUUUUUGGGUGCUCUUGCUGCUGAACGUCCUGCCCACCUGGCACCUCUUGCAGGCGGAGAGCCAGGUGGUGGGCGACAUAGCCUACCUGGAGACGGAGAUGGAGCAGGAGGACCACCAUCCGGCAAGUCAUCAUCGCAUUAGUCACACCCGGAAUCACAACCGCGAGCACCUACAUCAUCGUCAGCGACAGCGCGGAAAGCACUUCCGGGGGAAGCACAUCAGGAGCCAUUACGAGAUGCUGCAGCUGGAGCAGCAGCAGCAGCAGCUGGGCAAACACUGGCGCCAGUGGGUGAAUCACCUGCAUCAGUCGCCGGAUUACGCCAGCGAUGAUCCAUCACCUUCGGCCGGUGGGGAGCUGCCCCACUUUGACCAUUUCGAUGUGGAGGACUACCAGCGCUAUGCCAACAUCGAGCUGGCGGCUCCACGCUCCGGACGCCAUCGGGGGCGACACCUGCCGCUGAACAACAAUCAGCUGCUGGACGGCAGCGGCAAGUACCUGCGAUCCCUGCCGGACUCGGUGAAUUUCCAGGACCGUUUGUACCCAACCCAGCCCCAGAGGCACUGGCCGGUGAAGCGGGAGGCCAUUGUCGAGGGUGAUGUAAUCCUGGGUGGCCUGAUGAUGGUCCAUUCGCGGGAGGACAGCAUCACCUGCGGGCCAAUAAUGCCUCAGGGCGGCAUUCAAGCCUUGGAGGCCAUGCUCUUCACGAUCGACCGGAUUAACCGGGAGCAGCUGCUGCCCAAUAUCACCCUGGGCGCCCACAUACUUGACGACUGCGACAAGGAUUCGUAUGGCCUGGAAAUGGCAGUGGAUUUCAUUAAAGGAUCCAUCAGCAAUAUUGAUGAUGCGGAAUAUCACUGCAACAAGACGCAAGUGCGGAAGGUCAUCUCGGGGGUGGUGGGCGCCGCCUCCUCGGUCACAUCCAUUCAAGUGGCCAAUUUAUUGCGCUUAUUCCGCAUUCCUCAGGUGUCCUACUUCUCGACCAGCCCCGAGCUGAGCAACAAACAGCGAUUCGAGUACUUCUCCCGCACGAUUCCCUCGGAUCACUACCAGGUGAAGGCCAUGGUGGAGAUUGUCAAGCGGAUGGGCUGGAGCUACGUCUCGAUUAUCUACGAGGAGAGUAACUAUGGCAUUAAGGCCUUCGAGGAGCUGGAGGAGCUGCUUGCACGCCAUAACAUUUGUAUUGCCAUCAAGGAGAAGCUCGUGAAGGAUUCGGGAGUGGCCGAGGACAUCGCGUACGAUAAUAUCGUGCAGAAGCUGCUGACGAAGCCGCGGGCCCGAGGGGCAAUUAUCUUUGGAUCGGAUCAGGAGGUGCGACAGGUAAUGCGGGCGGUGCGACGGGCAAAUGCAACUGGUUCCUUCUCCUGGAUUGGCUCCGAUGGCUGGAGUGCCCGCAAUCUCGUGUCCGACGACUACGAGCCGGAGGUUGAAGGCACGCUGUCUGUGCAGCCGCAGGCGAAUCCUGUUCGCGGGUUCGAGGAGUACUUCCUCAGUCUCACGGUGGAGAAUAACCAGCGGAAUCCCUGGUUUGUAGAAUUCUGGGAGGAUCAUUUCCAGUGCCGUUAUCCUGGCAGCACCAGCACUCCGUACAACAACUACACCAAGCAGUGCACCAAAAAGGAGCGACUCUCGCGCCAGAACACGGACUUUGAGGAUCAGCUGCAGUUCGUCAGCGAUGCGGUCAUGGCCUUUGCCUAUGCCUUGAGGGACAUGCACCGCGACCUGUGCGGCGGAGGUCCUUCGCUCUGCGAGGCCAUGAAGCCGACCAAGGGCGCUGAUUUGCUCAAAUAUUUGCGGAAAGUGGAGUUUGAGGGCCUCAGCGGCGACGAGUUCCGCUUUGACGGCAACGGCGACGGCCCGGCGCGGUACAACAUCAUCCACUUCAAGCAGUCCCAGGCCGGCCAAUACCACUGGGUCAAGGUGGGCGAGUACACCGAGGGCGAGCUGCGCCUCAACAUGUCAGAGGUGAAGUUCAAGCGACUGAGUCCUAAGCCGCCCGAGUCCGUCUGCAGUUUGCCAUGCGAACUGGGCCAGGCCAAGAAGUACGUCGAGGGCGAGAGCUGCUGCUGGCACUGCUUCAAUUGCACAACCUAUCAAAUCCGACACCCGGAUGACGAGACCCAUUGCAAGCUGUGCAAGCUGGGCACGCUGCCGGAUGCCCACAAACAGUACUGCCGCCCCAUUCCGGAGAUAUAUCUACGUCCGGAGUCAGCCUGGGCCAUUGGAGCGAUGGCGUUUAGCGCGACCGGCAUACUGGUAACGCUCUUUGUCAUGGGCGUGUUUGUCAGGCACAAUGACACGCCCAUCGUACGGGCCUCGGGCCGGGAGCUGAGCUACAUCCUGCUGGCCGGCAUUUUCAUGUGCUACGGCGUCACCUUUGCCCUGGUCCUGAAGCCCACGAACAUAGUGUGUGCCAUUCAGCGGUUCGGCGUUGGCUUCUGCUUCACGGUCGUCUAUGCCGCGCUUUUGACCAAAACGAACCGGAUUGCGCGCAUCUUCAAAGCGGGCAAACAGUCCGCCAAGCGACCCUCGUUCAUCAGCCCCAAGUCCCAGCUGGUUAUAUGUACGUGCCUGGUCAGUGUGCAGAUACUCAUCAACGGCGUUUGGAUGGUAAUUGCACCAUCACAUGCCAUGCAUCAUUAUCCCACACGCGAGGAUAACCUGCUCGUCUGCGACUCCUACAUCGACGCCUCCUACAUGAUUGCGUUCUCCUACCCAAUAUUCCUGAUUCUAAUUUGCACAGUCUACGCGGUGCUCACGCGAAAGAUUCCGGAGGCCUUCAACGAAUCGAAGCAUAUUGGCUUCACCAUGUACACAACCUGUGUGAUUUGGCUGGCCUUUGUGCCGCUCUACUUUGGCACCGCCAACCAUGUGCCGCUCCGUAUUACCAGCAUGUCGGUGACCAUCAGCUUGUCCGCCAGCGUGACCAUCGCCUGCCUCUUUUCGCCCAAGUUGUACAUAAUACUCAUACGCCCCGAGCGCAACGUGCGCCAAAGCAUGAUGCCGCCGCGCUAUGGCAACAUGCACCGCACCGCUGGAACAGGCCCCUCCUCGAUGAUGGCCGCCGCCGUGGUGACCGCUGCCACCUGCGCGCAGGAGGAGAAGAUCCAGAAGCAUAUCACGCCCACAAACACGGAGCACUCGCUCAAGACGAAAAAACUGUGCGAAAUGGCCACGCAGACGAUUUCCAGUAUUAUCACGUCGCUGGACAUUAACGCCUACAACCAGAUACCAUAUGCCGAUCAAUAUGUGCCAAACAAUACCACAACGGCCACGACCACGCCCACGGAAAAGGGCAGUGGCAACGGCAAUGGCAACGGCAAUGGCAACGGCAAUGGCAACGGCAAUACCAACAGCAAUGGCGGUAACAAUAGCAAUAGCAAUGGCAAUGGAUGUGGCGACGAGGCUGCGGAGCAAGUGGUGGCCAACAAUAACAAAAUCAAUCAGCGGCAACAUGGCCAGGCGGUGGUGGGCUUUGCCCUGGCACCAACAACAGCAAACAAUCACAUAAGCGGCCCAGUAACAGCAGCCGUUGCAACAACAGCAGAACCGGCAGCAGCUACAAAUACAAUGGGAGCAGCGGGAGUUGCAACAGCAACAGCUGGAACGGGGUGCGAUGUAAACGAGACCACAUCCCUGGGAGUCAACAAUGGUCAGCAUGGCAAUGGAGGCCAAAGGCCGCCGGUUUUGCAAACAAACUUAUAGCUAAACGCACAGCAAUUGCAGCAGCAGUUGCUGAAGGAGCAGCAGCGACAGCAGCAGGCCGAGUUGCAGCAGCAGCAGCAACCUGCCACACAAAGCUCUUCCAGCGAUGCAGGCAGCACGGGCAGCGGCACUGCCACCAAGAAGCGAGCCGCCAUUCCCGUUUAGGCCGCCAUCGGGGAUUCCCCCGCCCCAACAAUACGUAAGUUAAAGCGUCUAGAGAUGUGCCAGGAGACAGGACAGAGAAUAAGAGAUGUCAGGAGUACUAUCUUCCCGAUUGUAUUCCUUCCCAACUCAAUCGAGUUUGAAGCCCUUUGUUAAGUCUUUCGAUUAAGUGUUUCCUCGGCUUCUCAGUAAAUAAAUCAAAUAUUGUAAGUAAAAUAAUUGCUGUGGCAUGUACAUUUCCACGAUCCUUGUAAAUUGAAGACCCUUGAGAAGUAAGCAGGCAAGAGUGAACUGAAUUUGUAAAGCCCAAAGAAGUAUAUAGGUCAGCUUGAUAGACAUUUUUUCGUAAUUCUUCCCAAAUACAAGUAAAUACGAGUGUAAGCAUUAACGAGAGUUAUAUGUCAUCCCUUUAAAUACUAUCAAUAAGUGUUUAACUCUUAAGCUUAUCUAGUUUUCUAAGCGUUGUUUCAAAACAGUUCCGAACGAAACAAAAAAUGCAAAAAAUGUGAUAUAAUUUCAAAAAUGUGUUUUCUACAACCAGAGCGACUAGCGAACUAUCUGAAUAGUGUGAAAUUACGUAGCAUAAGCCAGGCAAACGCUGUACAGUGAGCACCGGGAGAGGAGGGAUUUUUUUGCGAGGGCGCAAUUAUGUUGCAAAAGGG
This is a messenger RNA of Drosophila kikkawai, 4781 nucleotides long. RefSeq names its product mangetout (gene mtt). Gene Ontology annotation, cellular component: plasma membrane. Gene Ontology annotation, biological process: G protein-coupled receptor signaling pathway. NCBI's taxonomy places the organism in Eukaryota, Metazoa, Arthropoda, Insecta, Diptera, Drosophilidae. The record is from RefSeq and is a predicted model, not a curated record. Gene Ontology annotation, molecular function: G protein-coupled receptor activity.